CCCUUAUCAUCCCUAUCCUGUCCCACGAAGCCGCGACCGGCCGCUGAGGCCAGGGCCGGAGCCAGAGGCGGCCUGGGUCCCCCGCAGCCCGCCACCCCGGCGUCGGCGGGACGAUGUUGGAGUCGAUAUGCGUAACCGAGAAGCUCCACUGGCCAGAGCAAGAACUUGCUAAGACGUCUGUUCUGAAUGCAGAAGACUCAGUGGCCACUGACAGGAAGAGAAGCAUUCUGCAUUUGCCCCCUGGAGUACUCAAGGACAUUUUCACAACUGGAACCAGUAGCUACAAUGUCCUACUUCAGAGGAAAGAGGGGAGAAAGCACCACUCACAAAAACAGUCUUCCUCUGCCUACUGCAAACGCUAUAGAAAACCCAUCAAACCUCCUAGCUCUUCUCUUAGCAAAGACCUUCGCAAGAUGAAAGUCCCUGUGCCUGUGAUGAGCAGUGGGAGCUGGUACUGCCUGGAGGGGCAGCCUGCUGACCUUGUCAGGAGUUCAGUGUCAAGUCCUGUAAAGUUUACCUAUGAUAUCUCUGUUGCAGGGAACAACAUAGUGCUGCCACCCAAACCCAGAAACAAGGUCAAGCGGCGCCAUUUCUCCACUCUGCCAACGCCAAAGCAGCAGCCUCAGCUGUCUAGAAGUUUUGAAAAAGAUGACUUUUCUGGAAAAAAAUUUUGUAUAUUGACUGCUAUAAAGCCCACCAACUUGGAGAAAGAGAAAGUCAGAUUCUUCAAGUCUGACUAUACCUACAAUCCCCAGUUUGAAUAUGCUAAUCCUGCUCUGCCAAGCAUGUUAACCAAGCACAGCCAAGCCUCUGACCGAUUCCUUCAGCAGGCCAUCAAUAUUAUGGAGCUGACUCUACAGAAAUAUGGCAGUUACGAAAAAUUUGAGCAGGCCACUGGUGGUAGUCUGCUCUCUAAGACGCGAAUCUGGAGCCACGUCAGGAAGUACAUGACCAAAGAAGGCUGCCUGGGUGAGAUCGUUGUUCACCUCACAGAAGACCUGCUCUCCCGAGCCUCGAUGACAGUAGUAAACGGCUGUCCCACGCUCACCAUCAAUGUUUCCACGGCACGUGAGCACUGGCUGGAGGGAAUGCUGAGGCAUGAAAUCGGCACACAUUAUUUCCGAGGCAUUAACAACCUCCAACAACCCUGGAACAGUUGGACUGGCCGUAAAAAACACGAGCUGAAGCCCAACAACCCCACGGAGGAAGGCCUGGCAAGUAUUCACAGUGUCCUGUUUAGAAAAGACCCCUUCUUGUGGCGAGCUGCCCUCCUCUACUACACUGUCUACCAGGCCAGUCAGAUGUCUUUUUGUGAACUCUUCAGAGAUAUUGGAAAGUUUGUCCAGGACCCCAACACAAGAUGGGAUUACUGUGUGCGAGCCAAGAGGGGAUGGACUGAUACUUCCCAACCAGGGUGUUUCAGUAAAGACCAGGUAUACUUGGAUGGGAUCCUUCAAAUCCUGCGAUACAGAGAGACCAUUGACUUCCAUUUGCUGACUGCCCUGGGAAAGGUGAGUGCAGCCAACAGCCCCCAGGCCCCUGACACAGAGGGUCAGCAUUUCCUCCAGUUGGACUGUGUGGUCAAACAAGACACAAGGGCCAACUGGUUUUUUGGAGCGCAGGACCUUUAUAUGAUAAACAAACAAACCUACUGCCAUUGA
This is a messenger RNA of Echinops telfairi (small Madagascar hedgehog), 1661 nucleotides long. RefSeq names its product KIAA0895 ortholog (gene MATCAP2). NCBI's taxonomy places the organism in Eukaryota, Metazoa, Chordata, Mammalia, Afrosoricida, Tenrecidae. The transcript has 6 exons. The record is from RefSeq and is a predicted model, not a curated record. Bases 114 to 1661 code for a protein of 515 amino acids.